Cryphonectria parasitica EP155 is the source of this 1923-nucleotide messenger RNA. RefSeq lists its product as uncharacterized. Gene Ontology annotation, biological process: secondary metabolic process. The transcript has 2 exons. The record is from RefSeq and is a predicted model, not a curated record. The coding region runs from base 1 to 1731 and encodes 576 amino acids. Gene Ontology annotation, molecular function: CoA-ligase activity. Lineage: Eukaryota; Fungi; Ascomycota; Sordariomycetes; Diaporthales; Cryphonectriaceae.
AUGGUCAUCAGAUCUCGGUGGUCCAUCUCCAUUCCGGAGGUCUCCAUUCACCAGUGGAUUUUUGGCUCAUCCAAGGAUCCUCUCCAGGCGGGCGAUGCAAAGGCCCUCAUCGAUGCCGACCGCCCAGACACCCAUUUCCUCACCUUUGAGGAAUACCGCCUGCUGUCCAAGCGCGUUGGCCUCGGGCUGCAGCGGGCAGGGCUGAAACCCGGCGAUCGGGUGCUGGUCUUUUCUGGAAAUAAUGUCUAUUUUCCCUCCAUCUUUUGUGGCGUCCUCAUGGCUGGGGGCAUCUUCUCGGGCGCCAACCCCUCCUUCGUCGCCCGCGAGCUUGCCUACCAGCUGCGUGAUAGCGGGGCCUCCUUCCUGAUCGCCGCAGGGGACAGCCUCGACGUGGCCCUGCAGGCCAUUGAGGAGGCCGGCCUGCCGAAAGACCGCUUGUACACCUUCGAUGCCAAGGAGGAUCCACGCCCGAACAAGCCGGCUCCGGGCGUCAGAGGUCGGCAGCAAGGAGUAAGGCACUGGACCGAGCUGAUCCAGGCGGACAUCGCCGAGGCGGCAGCCUGGGACUGGGUCGAGCCCAGCGAUCCCAAGAGCGCGACAUGCUGUCUGAACUACAGCAGCGGGACGACUGGUGUGCCAAAGGGGGUGGAGAUCUCGCACCACGCCUAUGUAGCCAACUGCACACAGGUCGUGUUCCUGAGCCAGCUCGAUCCGGACCACGAGGCCAAGGUGGCUCGAGCCCGUGCCUUGGCCUUCCUCCCCUUCUACCACGCCUACGGCCAGACGUACUUUAUCGCAAACUAUCCCUCCCAGCGCAUCCCGGUGUACAUCAUGCCCAAGUUCGACUUUCUCAAGUUUCUCGAGCAUAUCGAGAAGUACCGCAUCACGGCGCUCGCCUGUGUGCCGCCCGUGAUUGUCGCCCUUGCAAAGCACCCUGCGGCCCGCAAGGCCGAUCUGAGCAGCAUAGAGACUAUCGGCUCAGGAGCAGCACCCCUGGCAGCGGAGACCGCGAGGGAGUGUGAGAGUCUGUUCAAGGCCAAGGGCGUUAUCCUUAGUCAGGGUUGGGGCAUGACCGAGGUGACGUGCACUUGCAUGGCAUGGGAGACCACCAGGUUGAAGCCCAGCGGUGGGGUGGGAGAGCUGAUGCCCAACUGCGCCGGCAAGCUCAUGGACCUCGACGGAGAGACAGAGAUCCAGGAGGCCAACCAGAGAGGCGAGCUCUGGGUCACCGGGCCCAACCUGCUCAAGGGCUACUGGAACAAGCCAGAGGCUACCAGCAGCACGGUGGUCACCGACAGAGGCGGGACGCGCUGGCUGAGGACGGGGGACAUCGCUUACCUCGAGGAGUACAAGGAUGGGAGCAUCUGGCACAUUGUCGACAGGAUAAAGGAGCUCAUCAAGGUCAAGGGCAACCAGGUCGCCCCUGCUGAGCUGGAGGGCGUCCUUCUGGACCACCCGGACAUUGCCGACGCCGCAGUGGUUGGCGUGACCAUCAAGGGGGAAGAGUACCCAAGAGCCUAUGUCCAGAUCAGCCCUGGGGCAAAGGUGAAGGAGAAGGAUAUUGCGUUCUGGAUGGAGGACAAGGUGACGAGAUACAAGCGUCUGCAAGGAGGUGUUGUAUUUGUUGAUGCCGUCCCCAAGAAUCCGUCAGGAAAGAUCCUGCGCAAGAUUCUCAGAGACAGAGCCAAGGAAGAGGUUGGAGAUCGGGAGCCGCUCGCAUCCAAGAUUUAGAGCAGACAUGCCAGAGUCGUUAUGUCCACCGUCUUGAGACAGGGUAUCAAUGGAGUUCGGGAUGAAGAUGUUAUAAGAGGGGAUGAACAGGGGCACUAGAACAUUAGAGGGCAUCUAUCACCAACAGGCCCGGUGAUUUCUGUAGUCAGUCGAUGUACCAAAUCUCGCCUUUGGAUCUGAUCAGAUUCUGAC